AUGGCAUCCUUGCGCAUCGAUUCGCUACUCGUCCUCGUGGUCGCCGCCCUCGCGGCGCCGGCGAGCGCCCAGUCCGUCCUGUUCGACUUUGGCACGGACUCGACGUUCCGCGGCCUGAGCACGGUCAACCCGGACACGAAUGGCUCUCACUGGAACAACAUCCCGGUCGGCACCUUCGAAGUCGACCUGGUCGACAUCACGAACACGCCGACGACGAUUGACUUCGGCUUCAGCACGGCGGUAGCCACGGACAGCUUCAACGGCCCCGCCGGGGCGACCGGCGACGACCCGUUCGCCACGCUCGAGGACGAGGCGGACCUCGACACCGACAUCGACGACGCGGCGCUCGGACUGCUGGGAGGAUCGCUGCGGGCCGCGUUCGACUUCGUCGCCGGGCCCGGCGCCGGGAUCGGCAGCAACCAAGUCCGCUUCGAGAUCCAGCAACUCGACCCGGGCAGCAGCUACGACCUGACCUUCUUCGGCUCGCACAAGUUCAGCGCCGACUCGACCACGGUCUACUCCGUGUACACCGACGACACCUACACGACGCUGGUCGACUCCGUGUCGCUCGACGUGCAGGACCCUGACGCGGUGUUCAACCACAACCGCGACACGACCGCCACGCUGAGCGGCUUGUCGCCCCAGCUGAACGACAUCCUGUACGUCGAGUUCGUCGGUUCAACCGGCGAGAACGGCUACCUGAAUUCGCUGCUGCUGGUCGGGACCGCCUCGGAACUGGACGGCGACGCGAACGGCGACGGCGCCGUCGACCUCUUGGACCUCGACAUCCUCGGCUCGGAGUUCGGCCAAUCCGGCAUGGGCCUCCAGGCCGACUUCAACGGCGACGACACCGUCGACCUCUUGGACCUCGACAUCUUGGGCUCCAACUUCGGCGCUGCCGCUGGGGCGGCCUCCGUCCCGGAGCCGAACACCUGCCUCAUCGCCGCGGCAACGCUGGUCGGUGCGCUCGCCACCCGCCGGCGGAACGAGCAGGGAGGGUCGGCGGCUCGCUACGGCGGGUCGCCGGCGACCGCGGCCGACGUCGUGAAGACCAACCCGCUGCCGGUCUACAUGCACUACAUGCCUUGGUUCGAGACGCCCGACACACUGGGCGGGAACCAGUGGGGCUACCACUGGCGGUUCAACAACCAAGACCCCAACGUCGUCGACGCCACCGGCCGACGACAGAUCGCGGCUCACUACUACCCGAAGAUCGGGCCGUACGCCUCGCGGGACGCCGACGUCAUCGAGUACCACCUGCUCCUGAUGAAGUACGCCGGCGUCGACGGCGUGCUCAUCGACUGGUACGGGGUGCAAGGCACGAACGGCGACAUCAACCUGCUGCUCGACAGCAGCAACGCGAUCGUCGACCACGUCGACGACUUCGGCCUCGACUUCGGCGUCGUGCUCGAGGACCGCUUCUCGGCCAACAUCGGCCAGGCACAGGCGAACGUCGCCUACCUGCGCGACAACUACUUCAACCGCCCCGAGUACAUCCGGCUCGGGCCGGACCAAGACCCGCUGCUGCCGGUCUUCGGGCCGAUCACGUUCAACCAGCCGAGCGACUGGACGUCGAUCCUCACGCAGGCGGGCGAGCCGGUCGACCUGCUGCCACUCUGGUACCAGGGGAGCGACGCGGGGUCCAACGCCGGCGGCGAGUACGCCUGGAUCUUCGAAGACGAGCAGACCGACGACCACCUCACCCGGCAACUCGACUUCCUGCAGACCCGCGCCCAGCAGAUCCAGAACUCGGGCGCAGUCGCCGGCGGAGUCGCCUACCCGGGCUUCGACGACUUCUACGUCGAGGGAGGCGUCGGCGAGGUCGUCGCGUUCGACAUCCCCCACGAAGGCGGGGCGACGCUAGAAGCCGUGCUCGACCAAGUGGCCGCCAACUCGGGGAACCUCGACUUCCUGCAGCUCGCCACGUUCAACGACUUCGGCGAGGGCACGAUCUUCGAGCCGACGAUCGAAACCGGCUACGAGUACCUCGAGCAGGUGCAAGACUACACCGGAGUUCCCUACGGCGUUGAAGAGCUCGAGCUGGUUUAUCGGCUCUACGUCGCCCGCAAGCGGUACGAGGACAACGCCCUGGCGAACCAGCUGCUCGACGGCGUCGCUUCGGCCCUGGCGGACCUCGACGUGACGCAGGCGAUCAACUUGCUCGACUUCGUCGCCCCGCUGGGCGACUUCAACGGCGACGGCUUCGUCGACGCCGGCGACGAAGCCGUGUGGCGCCAGGAGUUCGGCUCUCAGACGGUCUUCCACGGCAGCGGGGCCGACGGGAACUUCGACGGCGUCGUCGACGCGAGCGACUACACCGUCUGGCGUGACAGCCUCUCGGCGUUCGACAGCACCGCGACGAGCGUGCCCGAAGUGGCCGGCGCUUCUUUAGCCGGAAUCGCGGCCGCCCUCGCCGCCCAACGCGCCGCGCGGAACCGCAACGGCGAGCCGGCGUCGGACGCGAUCGACGCGCCCGACGAGGCCUCGAUCCUCUUCGUCGGCAGCUCGAGCAUCCGCCGCUGGGAGCAACUGGCGCUCGACUUCGCCGACUACAAGAUCAUCCAGCGCGGGUUCGGCGGCGCGUUGUUCGACGACGUCAACACCUACACCAGUGACAUCGUCCUGCCGUACAACCCGCGAGCGAUCGUCGUCUGGGCCGGCACCAACGACCUGGGGAGCGGAUCGGACGGGCAAGAAGUCUUCGCCGACUACCAACAGUUCGUCGCGACCGUCCACGGCGCCCAGCCCGACGUCGACAUCUUCUACCUCGGCAUCAUGCCGACCCCGGGCCGGUUCGCGAACGGCCCAGAGGAGACGAUCGCCAACAACGCCAUCGCCGGCGUCGCUGCCGAAGACCCGAAGCUGCACUACAUCGACCUCCCCGCCGCGUUCAACGCGCUCAACCCGCCCGACGGGGAAGAGUUCCAGAACAAGUUCGUCGACAGCAUCCACCUGAAUCGCGACGGGUACGACCUCUGGACGAGCGUCAUCCGGCCCCAGGUCGAGGCCGUCGUCGCUCCGAACAAGACGUUCGUCCCCAACCCGAACACGCCCCAGCCUGGCGAGGCGAUCUUGUUCGACUUCGGGCCGAGCAAUGCCGAAGACGGCGACCCGACCACGAGCCCCGACGCACGCGGCAAUCACUGGAACAACUGGCAUCCCGCGACCGGCGGCGUCGCCGUCAACGCCGGCGAGCGCGUGACGAACCUCGUCGACACGACCGGCGCGGCGACCGGCGUGGACCUGACGAUCACGGGCGGCUUCCAGAGCAACGGCACGCUCAACGGCGGGCUGUUCGGCCCCGACGAGGCGUUGCUCGGCGACCUCGCGGUCGAGACCGCGACGCAGGACUACUUCUUCAGCACCGCCGACGGACUGCAGGGUGGCGGCAACGACGACGUGCCGGCCGGCUUCAUGCUCGACGGACUCGAUCCGGGCCUGACGUACGACCUCCGUUUCUUCGCGUCGCGGAGCACCACGGCGACCCGCGUGACCGAGUACGCCGUGACCGGCGCGAACACCGUGACGACGACGCUCCAGUCAUCGGGGCAGAACAUCGGCGCCGACGGCGCCUACGACGGCAACGACGACGAGGUCGCCCUGGUCGCCGGCAUCCAGCCCGACCCGUUCGGCCAGGUGUUCGUCGACAUCACGCUCGUGCAAGGCGCGUUCGCCUACGUCAACGCGUUGCAGUUAGUGGCGUCCGGCCCGCUGCUCAGCGGCGACGCGAACGGCGACGGCGUCGUCGACCUGUUGGACCUCGACAUCCUGGGCGCCAACUUCGGCGCCUCGCCCGCGACGCGUGCCCAGGGUGACUUCAACGGCGACGACGUCGUCGAUCUGUUGGACCUCGACAUCCUGGGCGCGAACUUCGGCGCCACCGCCGAGGCGGCCGCGGUCCCCGAGGUCUCGACCGGGGCGUCGGCUCUUGGCGCCCUGACGUGGGCCCUCGACCUCACCCGCCGGGACCUUCGUCUUGCUAUCGGGCUCAUCGGUGAUGACGAGCUUCGCCGGCGUCACCGGGAGGUCGCCAAGGGCGAGCACGCCAAUCGCGCCGCCCGAAGAGACCGCAUCGAGCUGACCCGACGUGAUGACCUCGCCCGGAGCGUCUUGGCCCCACACGACGAGGCGGCCACGAACCGUGCUUGGCGCGACCGGCAAGACGACGUGAAGCUCGCCCGUCAGUUCGUCGAGAAACAGCGAAAGCCGUUGCGCCGCGCCAUCGGGCGUCGCUCGCAGCGUCGCCGGUCGUGUGGCCGGCGAACCGAGCAGCCGCUCGGCGUCGGCGAGCUGCUGACGCCAACGCCGCACGUCAACUUCGCUGCCAGGGUCAUCGCGCAGUGUCGCCCGGAGUCCCAACGUGGCGCCGACGGCCACGGCCGCGAUCGCCGCCGCAACGUACGGGGCGGCGGCGAGCCACGAUCGCCGCGACGCCGGUUCAAACGCCGCCACAUCGACUCGGUUCCCCUCGGCGAGACGCUCCAUGAGGCCGCUCUUCAGGUCGGCGGGGGGGCGCUUGGGCGUCGACAGCUCGGCGAGCGACGCCGCCGCGUCGGCGAACGCGUCGCGCUCCGCGCGGCAGGUCGGGCAGCCUCCCGCGAGAUGCUUGUCGACAACGGCGCGAUCGCGCUCGUCGCACGCGUCGAGGGCGUAAGCAGGGAGCAGCUCAAUGAUCUCUUCGCACGUCGUCAUACGUCACGCACCUUGGCCAGCGUCUCGCGGAGCGCCAUCAGCCCCCGCCGGAUGCGGGUCUUCACGUCCGCCGAAGUAAGCGAGCAGCAGGGGCUCGCGGUGGUCCGAGUCGAGCCGGCCGAGCGCCUCCGUGACCAACGCGCGGCGCUCGCGUUCGAUCGCCUCGCCGUCCGGCGCGGUCGCUUGCUGCUUCUCAGCCCGAUCGCCCUCGGCCAGGUCACGGGCCGCAGCGGUCUUGUCGGCGUAGGUCAGGCUGGCGCGCACGUGGUCGAUCGCCCGGCAGCGCGCGAGCGUCAGGACGUAGGUUCGAAAGCCUCCGCGACGCGGGUCGAACCGAUUGGGCUUGCGCCACACCUCGUAGAAGACGUCGGAGACGAUCGCCUCGGCGUCUUGCUGUCGGCGAAGCACACGCAGCGCCAAGCCGUAAACAGCCGGCGCGUGGCGGUCGUACAACGCUCCAAGCGCCGAGCGAUCGCCGCGGCUCACGCCAGCCAUCAGGCGCGUGUCCUCGUCACGCGUGGAGGAACCUGGCGGGGCCUCGGCUCCGAUGGCGGUUGGCGUCGUCAUAGUCACGAGUCGCCCUGCCCGGGCCGCCCCUCAGAUGGUCGGAGACGCCCCCGCCGUGGGGUCGAGCGCCGGAAAGACGCCUUCGGUCAUCCACCGCCCGACCGGGCUGCCCGCCUCGGCGGGCUGCCUACGCAGCAAGAAGCGAAACGGGGUUGCAAACCCUUCGCGGUCGACGACCGUCACGAGUACGCUCGCGACGCCCUCCUUCUCGGCUGGCCGGCCGACCGCCCAACCCGCACAGCCGACCAUCACGUCAAACGGCGGCUGCCGAACCAACCGAGCGAAUCGCGGCAGCGGACCGGUCACCGCACGGUUCGUCGGAGAGGCGUGGGCAAACACCCGGGCGAUCGCCUUCGGGUCCGUUGCGAAGUCUUGCAACCCACGGAGUUGAGCGUCGAUGACGUCCAUCGGCGAGAGACCGUCUUCUCGCCCCUCCGCGAGUUCGAUCGCUUCGAUCGGUCCAACGCCUGCACCGCUCUCGCUCUCAUGCGUGCUGGCGAAGUAGCCGACCGCGAUGCCGGACAAGGUCAGCCCGGCGUAGAUCGACAAGGACCCCGCGUCAGCCCUCACGAGAAACCACGCAUGCGCCCUCUCUCCAUCACGCCCCUCUUGCUCGCCCUAGCGGCCGCCGCCCACGGCGCCGACCACCUCGACGCCCCGCUGGCGUCGGAAGACGGAACGCUCGACGUGAACGACCUCUACGCGUUCCAGUCGCCGACGAACCCCGACAACACCGUGCUGAUCAUGACCGUGAACCCCUUCGCCGGUGUGCUCAGCCCCACGAUGUUCAAUUCGCACGCGGAGUAUGAGUUUCUCAUCGACAACACGGGCGACGCCGAGCCCGACGUGACCUACACAGCGCAGUUCUUCGCGACCGGCGACCCGGGCGUGCAGCAAGCCAUUGUUUCACGCGACCACAGCAUCUACGCCAUUGGCUCAACCGAGACCGACGUCGCCACCAACGGCGGCGGGACCUUCCGAGCGGGCCUGUUCGACGACCCGUUUUUCUUCGACCUCGCCGGCUUCCAGGACGGGCUCAACUUCACGGGCGUUGACGCCUUCGCCGGAGCGAACGUGUCGGGCAUCGUCUUGGAAGUCCCCAGCUCCGAGCUCGGCGGCCCGAACGUCGGCAUCUGGGCGCGCACCGUGUUCGAGGGCCACCAGGUCGACCGCGUCGGCCGACCCGCCAUCAACACCGUCCUGAUCCCCUCGGAGCGGAAGGACGAGUUCAACCAAGGCGAGCCGGAUCACGACCCGGAGGACUUCGGCGAUGACGUACGUGCGGCGAUCACCGCGCUGAGCGGUGACGCGUCGUUCGCCGCCACCCUGACGGACGUCCUCUUACCCGACGUGCUGACGUUCGACACGACCAACAGCGCCGGCUUCCUCAACGGCCGACAACUCGCGGACGACGUGAUCGACGCGGAACUGGAACUGCUCACCAAUGGCGCGUUCACCGCGGGCGACGGCGUCGAUGCGAACGACGUUCCGUUCCUAGGCGCCUUCCCGUACCUGGCGCCGCCAAACGCGGUCAUUCCGGAGCCGACGGCCGUCGUCUUGCCCGGCGGAGCGAUCCGCCGGGCCUCUUGGCGUUGUCCGCUGGGGGCGAUCCGCCUUCGCGCCGGGUCGGGGAUGCGGGAGACUCAGGGGCUACUCGCAGGCCAACCCGCUAAGGCGACGCCUGCCCGCUGCCCUCUGCCGACUCCGAACAUGCCCAAGAACAAGCCCUCCAAGCACAUCGGCCCCGCCGCCCAGAAGCCGGCCGAGCCGAUGGACGUCGCGCCCGACUUCUCGCUCGACGCCCACCGCCAGACGCUCCCGCCCGAGGUCGAGGCCAACCGGCAGGCGAUCAUCAACUCGCCGACCUACCUGCUCGCCGAGCAGGACACGGCCUGGCUCAAAGAGUCGGAGAUGCGCCCGGUCCGGAUGCAGCUCGAGCUGCAGAAGACCGAGGUGCUGCUGGAGCGCGAGGGGAUCAAGUCGACGGUCGUCGUCUUCGGCGGCACGCAGAUCGUCCCGCAGGAAGAAGCCGAGGCGCGACUCGCCCAGGCGAAAGCCGAGCUCGACGCCAACCCCGGAGACGAGAAAGCGAAGCGGGGCAUCGUCCGAGCCGAGGCGCGCCUCAAGAAGUCCCGCUUCUACAACGAGUGCCGCGACUUCGCGAAGCUCGUCUCCGGCCGUUGCCAGAUCGACGGCAAGUGCGAGUACGUCGUCACCACCGGCGGCGGCCCCGGCGUCAUGGAGGCCGGCAACCGCGGCGCGUUCGAGAUCGGCGCCAAGUCGAUCGGCCUCAACAUCGAGUUGCCGCACGAGCAGGAGCCGAACCCAUACAUCACGCCGGAACUCUGCUUCCAGUUCCACUACUUCGCGAUGCGGAAGUUCCACUUCAUCCUGCGGGCCGCGGCGCUAGUGGUCUUCCCGGGAGGAUUCGGCACGCUCGACGAGCUGUUCAACUGCCUCUGCCUCCGCCAGACGGGCCGGAUGCAGGCGAUCCCGAUCAUCCUGUACGGCAAGGAGUACUGGGACUCCGUCAUCACGUUCCAAGCGCUGGCGGACGAGGGCGUCAUCGCCGACGAGCACCUCGACCUGAUCAGCUACGCCGAGUCGCCCGAAGAGGCGUGGAAGCUGAUCGCCGACUUCCACGGCGCGAUUGGCUUACUGCCAACGUUGAUGAUCGCGCUGGGCACCGGGGCGCUCGGGGCGACGCUCGCCCGGCAGCAGGGGCUGGCGACGCUCGCUCGGAUCAGCUCGGGGCUGUCGCAAGGCGAGCCGCCGACCGACGCCCUGGUCGACGGAGCGAUGAUCCUGCUCGCCGGCGCCGUGCUGAUCACGCCCGGCGUGCUGACCGACGCCUUCGGCUUCGCUUUGCUCGUCCCGCCGGUGCGGCAGGCCCUCAAGCCGCUGCUGCGGCUCGUCUUCCGGCGGAUGAUGCGUCGCGCGGGCGAGCGGGGCGCCACGGUCGUCUGGCAUUCGGGCCAACCGCCCGCGGAGCGGGGCGACGUCAUCGAUGUCGAGGUGACCGAGGUGCGGUCCCGGGACCCGGACGCGCCCUCCCCGAUGCCCGCCCGCCGCCGCGCCCGCGAAGUCGCCCUGCAGAUCCUCUUCGAGGACGACGUGAACACGCGCGCCUCGGUCGCGGAGAUGAAGGACUUCCUGCACGGCCGGCUGCGGAACCCGGAGAACGAGCGUUUCGCCGAGAGCCUGAUCCUAGGAGUCCGUCGCCACCGAGAAGAGAUCGACGAGCGGCUCGAGGCGAUCGCCGAGAACUGGAGCCUCAAGCGGAUGGCCGGCGCCGACCGCAACGUGCUCCGCCUCGCGGCGUACGAGAUCCUCCACGGCGAAACGCCGUUCGCGGUCGCUGUGAACGAGGCGAUCGAGCUGGCGAAGCGGUUCGGCAGCGCCCAGCGAGCGACCGCCGACCCCGCCCGAGCUAUCCGCUCCCUGACGGUCCCGCCUGCGAGUCGCGCGUCGGCCAACACCUUGGCGCUAGGCGUCCGUCGGGGUCCACUUGGGCCCAUGGCCUCGAUAGUUUCGCUGAUUGACCACGCCGUUCUCCAUCCGACCCAAACGGCGGACGACCUCCGCGCCGCGUGCGCGAUGUGCCGCGAAGUCGGCGUCGCAAGCGUCUGCGUGAAGCCGUCUUACGUCGAGCUCGCGGCCGAGCUGCUCGCCGGGUCGUCGGUCGUGCCCAGCACCGUGAUCGGCUUCCCGCACGGCGGCACGAGCACCACCGCCAAAGUCGAAGAGACCCUCGCCGCCUGCGACGACGGCGCGAAGGAGGUCGACAUGGUGAUCAACGUCGCCCGGGCGCUCGCCGGCGAUUGGGACGCGGUCGCCUACGACGUCAAGGCGGUCGUCGACGCGGCCAAGACGCAGGACGUCAUCACGAAGGUGAUCUUCGAGACCGGCCUGCUCACCGACGACGACCAGAAGCGGAAACUCUGCGAGCUGAGCGAGGCGGCCGGCGCCGCGUUCGUGAAGACGUCCACCGGGUUCGGCUUCGUCAAAGGCGACGAUGACGCCCUGAAGUCGACCGGCGCCACCGAGCACGACAUCCGCCUGAUGCGCGAAGCGUGCACCCCGGCCGUCGAGGUCAAAGCCUCCGGCGGCAUCCGCUCCUACGCGGACGCCGUGAAGAUGGUCGAAGCGGGCGCGACCCGCCUCGGCACCAGCGGCACCCAAGCCAUCGCCGCCGGCGAGCAAGUCUCAUCCAACAUGCUGCACCUCUACGACCAGAUCGAAGAAGCGACCGCCAAGAUCCGCAGCGUCUGGGACAAGACGCCACACGCCGGCGUGAUCCUUGGCACCGGGCUGGGCAAUUUUGCGGAGAACAUCGCCGUCGAAGCGACGCUCGACUACGGCGACAUCCCGCACUUCCCGGUCUCGACCGCCACGAGCCACCGCGGCCGCCUCGUCUUCGGAACGCUCCGCGACCUGCCGGUCAUGGUCAUGGAGGGCCGGUUCCACGCCUACGAGGGCUAUCCGCUCGGCAAGAUCACGCUGCCGGUCCGCGUGAUGAAGGCGCUGGGCGCCGAGUUGAUGAUCGUCUCGCAGGCGGUAGGCGGCAUGAACCCGCAGUACAACCCCGGCGACGUGAUGCUGAUCGACGAUCACAUCAACCUGCUGGGCGACAACCCGCUGGUUGGCGUGAACGACGACCGCCUCGGCCCGCGGUUCCCCGACAUGUCGCAGCCGUACUGCUUCGAGCUGCUCGAAGCGGGCCAGGCGAUCGCCCGCCGGAACGACUUCAUCGUCCACCGCGGCGUCUCCGUCGCCGUGCUCGGGCCGUGCCUCGAGACGCGGGCCGAGUACCGGUUCCUCCGCGGCAUCGGCGCCGACGUUGUCGGCAUGUCGACCGUUCCGGAGGUGAUCGUCGCCGUGCACUGCGGCCUGCGGGUGUUCGGCAUGGCGGUCGUCACCGACAUGUGCCUGCCCGACGCCCUGGAGGUCGCCGAGGUGGAAGAGAUCAUCCGCGUCGCCAACUCCGCCGAGCCGAAGCUGCGGGCGAUGGUCGAGGGCAUCCUCGACCACGAGAUCGACGAAGCCGUCUCGGCAAUCCGUGGGGCGAUCGGCGGCCGGUCUCCGCGUGUCGGAGUGAUCCUCGGCUCGGGCCUCGGCGGUCUGGCCGAACGGAUCGACGACGCGGUUGCCCUGCCCUAUGCGGAGCUGCCGCACUUCCCGCGAUCAACCGCCGAAGGGCACGCCGGGCGGCUGCUCGUCGGCGAGCUACGCGGGACCGGCCGGACCAUCGUCGCGAUGCAGGGGCGAUUCCACCUCUACGAAGGCUGGAACGCGCAGCAAGCGGCUUUCCCCGUCUGGGUCCUCAAGCGGCUCGGGAUCGAGACGUUGGUCGUUUCCAACGCCGCGGGCGGCCUGAAUCCACGAUACGCCGUCGGCGACGUGAUGCUGAUCGACGACCACAUCAACUUGAUGUUCAAGAACCCACUUGUCGGCGUGAACGACGACGAUCUCGGCCCGAGGUUCCCCGACAUGUCGGCGCCGUACGACGCGCGGUUGCUCGACCUGGCCGAAGAGACGGCCCGCGCCGCCGGUUUCCUAUGCCCGCGGGGCGUCUACGUUGGCAUGCUGGGCCCGACUUACGAGACCCGCGCGGAGUACCGCAUGGCCAGCACGCUCGGCGGCGACGCCGCAGGCAUGUCGACGGUCCCCGAAGUGAUCGCCGCCCGCCACGCCGGGAUCCGGGUGCUCGGCCUCUCCACGAUCACCAACGCCUGCUCCCCCGACCAACUCGGCGAGACGACGCACGACGAGGUCGUCGCCGCCGCGGCCUCGGCCGGCGAGAAGCUCCGCGUCAUCGUCGAAGCCGUGAAGCGUGACGGGGCGGAGCUGUCGGCCCCGCAGAUCGGCGAGUUGAUCGCCGCCUACGCCGCGGGCGAAGUGCCCGACUACCAGAUGGCCGCCUGGGCGAUGGCGGUUUUCUUGCGGGGCAUGACGACGGCCGAGAUCGCCGCGCUGACCGACUCGAUGCUCCAAUCGGGCGACGUCUUCGCCGGUUCGCCCGAAGGCGGGCCGCCGAACGUCGACAAGCACUCCUCGGGCGGAGUCGGCGACAAGGUGUCGAUCCCGCUCGCCCCGGCGCUUGCCUGCUGCGGCGUCCGCGUGCCGAUGAUCUCCGGCCGCGGCCUCGGCGCCACGGGCGGCACGCUCGACAAGCUCGAGGCGAUCCCCGGCUUCCGGGUCGACUACGACCUCGACGAGGCGCAACGCCUCGCCGACCAAGUCGGCUGCGUCAUCUGCAGCGCGUCGCCGCGGCUCGUGCCGGCCGACCGCAAGCUCUACGCCCUGCGCGACGUGACCGGCACGGUGCCGAGCAUCCCGCUGAUCACCGCGAGCAUCAUGAGCAAGAAGCUCGCCGAGGGGCUCGACGCGCUGGUGCUCGACGUGAAGUGUGGCAGCGGCGCCUUCAUGAAGACGCCAGACGACGCCCGGGCGCUCGCCAGGUCGCUCGUUGACACCGGCAAACGGAUGGGCGUCGCGACCGCCGCCUUGGUCACCGACAUGAACCAGCCGCUGGGGCGUCUCGCCGGCAACGGCGUGGAGAUCGACGAGUCGGUCUCAUGCGUCGAAGGGGGCGGUCCCGACGACCUGCGGACGCUUGUCGUCGAGCAAGGCGCCGAGGCGCUGACCCUGGCCGGGGUAGCGCCGAACAUCGAGGAGGGGCGCCAGCGGAUCGCCGCGUCGCUCGACGACGGGUCGGCGCGCGAGAAGCUCGCCGAGAUGGUCCGCUCCCAGGAGGGCGACCUCGACGCCCCGCGCCCCCGCGCCGCGGAGACCACGGUCACCGCCGACCGGGCGGGCUUCGUCUCCGCGAUCGACACCGAGGCGCUCGGCUACGCCGUCAUCGAGUUGGGCGGCGGACGCAAGCAGCAAGGCGACCCGAUCGACCCGUCGGUCGGCCUCGAGAUGCUCGUGCGUCUCGGCGACCAAGUCGAAGCGGGCCAGCCCCUGGUGCGGCUGUUCGCCGGCGACCGGGGCCGAGACACGGCGAUCGGGCUGUCGUCCGGCGCCAUCACGAUGGGCGACGAGCCGCCCGCCGAGGCGCCGCUCGUCCUAGAUCGCGUCGACUGA
This is a messenger RNA of Cladocopium goreaui, 12348 nucleotides long. The record is from the annotation of a GenBank genome assembly. NCBI's taxonomy places the organism in Eukaryota, Dinophyceae, Suessiales, Symbiodiniaceae.